AUGCAGAACAAGUCCGCUGUGGACAUUGAGCGUGAGCAGGAGGCGUUGCUGGUCAAGAAGUAUGGCGGGCUCAAUCCCCUCAUGAAGCGCAAGCAGCCUCUCAUGCCAAAGGAGCACAAGUACUUCGACAGUGCAGACUGGGCCCUGGCCAAGGAGGGCAAGGGUGGGCAGGGCGGGAGUGCAGAGCUGUCAGAACUGCAGCCCAGGAAGCCAACGGCAACCAUCACGGCGCAAAGGGGCGCGUCCAAGCUGGACGCCUCGCAACCCUCGUGA
Messenger RNA from Monoraphidium neglectum, 273 nucleotides. RefSeq lists its product as hypothetical. The transcript has 3 exons. Bases 1 to 273 code for a protein of 90 amino acids. Gene Ontology annotation, molecular function: protein phosphatase inhibitor activity. Gene Ontology annotation, cellular component: cytoplasm. The record is from RefSeq and is a predicted model, not a curated record. NCBI's taxonomy places the organism in Eukaryota, Viridiplantae, Chlorophyta, Chlorophyceae, Sphaeropleales, Selenastraceae.